Molecule: messenger RNA, 1548 nt
Organism: Fibroporia radiculosa
Lineage: Eukaryota; Fungi; Basidiomycota; Agaricomycetes; Polyporales; Fibroporiaceae
Exons: 7
Coding region: 1-1548 (515 amino acids)
Biological process (GO): cytoskeleton organization; regulation of adenylate cyclase activity
Cellular component (GO): cytoplasm
Molecular function (GO): adenylate cyclase binding; actin binding
Source: RefSeq, a predicted model, not a curated record
AUGUUCCCCAGGCUGGAAGCCGCAACCUCGCGGCUCGAGGACCUCGCAAAUCUUCCCCCGCCAAGUCUCGUCGCCGGACUUCAGGGUGCUGCCAUUCCCUCUGCUUCCUCCGAGCCCACGCCCGUCCCGCCUCCGCUUCCACCGUCUGCCUCACAGGUUCCGCUUCCACCUCCGCCCCCAUCUGCACCUCUCCACGUCGAGACUCCGAGGACUGUCCAGGCAUUUGAUGAUAUUAUCAUCGACGGCCAGCUCAAGCCUUUCCUCGAGCUUACCCGCAGUUUCGCCUCCGCAUCCGUCGUCGAGCAGACAGCGAUUCUCGAGAAGGAAUUUGCUGACCUUCGAGCCUUCCUCCUUCUCACCACGAGCUGCAGCAAGCCCGAUCAGUCUGUCUUCGCCGCCCUCCUCGCCCCGCUCCAGAAGGACAUCGAGGACAUCACCCGCGCAAAGGAGUCCAAUCGCAAGGACCGCGACUGGUUCAACCACCUCUCCAUGGUCGCCGAGGGCGCUACCUGUGCCGGCUGGGUCACUGUGGAGCCCAAACCUGGUCCAUUUGUUGCAGAAAUCAAGGACUCGGCGCAGUUUUACGGGAACCGCGUCAUCAAAGAGUUCAAGGAAAAGGACGCACGACACGCCGAAUGGGUCAGAGGUUGCGCUGCCCUCCUCGAAGCGCUACGGAAGUAUAUCAUGGACUAUUAUACUACCGGGCUCGUGUGGAACGCGAAGGGCAUCUCUGUAGAGCAGUACCAGGCAUCAGCUCCGGCGUCGGGGCCCAGUAGUGCGUCCAUUCCGCCCCCGCCUCCACCGCCUCCGCCCGUUGUUCCGCCCCCAGCUGCCGCCACCGCCCCCGCUGCGGGCGGCGUCGCGGCGGUGUUUGCAGAGCUAAAUCGCGGUGAGGACGUCACAAAGGGCCUGCGCAAAGUCAGCAAGAGUGAGAUGACGCAUAAGAACCCCGCGCUCCGGGCGAGCAGCACCGUUCCGGGUGCGGUGGGGUCAUCCAGCGCUGCGGUGGGAGUGGGUAAGAAGCCGCUUAAGCCGAGCAAGCCGCAGGCACUUGCAGGAAAGAAGCCGGCCAAGUUUGCGCUUGAGGGGAACAAGUGGGUGAUCGAGUACCAAGAGAACGAGUCCGCGCUAGCGGUGGAGAACGUCGAGCUGAGCCAGACGGUGAACCUGUACGGCUGCAAGAGCUCAACGGUUAUCAUCAAGGGCAAGGUCAACGCCGUCACGAUGGUGAACUGCACGAAGACGUCCGUGCUCGUUGAGAACGUGAUCUCGGCAGUGUCUGUCACGAACUCGCCGUCGUUCGCGCUGCAGAUCACGGGCUCGGCGCCGACGAUUCAACUCGACUCGACGGACUCGGGCCAGAUCUACCUCUCGCGCGCGUGCCUCGGUGUGGAGAUCACCACCGCCAAGUGCAGCGCGAUCAACGUCAGCCUCCCCGUCGAGGGCGAAGAGGAUGGCGUGUUCGAUGAGCACCCUGUUCCCGAGAUGUUCAGGACGACGAUCGAGAGCGGGAAGCUCGUCACGAGUGCUGUCGAGCAUGCGGGCUAG